AUGAGCCCCCGAGAACUGAGCUCUAACUAUGAACCUUAUGUAGACAUGAUGCGAACAUAUGCGACGUUAUACAAUAAGUUAGACAGUAAUGACACCACAGAAGAUGAACUACAAAAACUAGCCAAUGUGACAGACAACUACACCGAUCGUGUCACGAGACCAACGGAUAGGCUAACCCUGACUAUAAUCCGUACCAUUCCAUCGAACGUUAUUGCCACUCGGGUAAUUCAGAAAGGCGACAAAGGUUAA
This is a messenger RNA of Arctia plantaginis, 249 nucleotides long. The record is from the annotation of a GenBank genome assembly. NCBI's taxonomy places the organism in Eukaryota, Metazoa, Arthropoda, Insecta, Lepidoptera, Erebidae.